AUGUUUUCACCAUUCUAUACUCAUCUUAUUCUAAUAGUAUCGUGUGUAGUAUUUAUAUUUUCAUAUUUUUCUUAUAUUAAACGCAUCCAAACUUAUCAACAAUCAUUACAGUUAACUUCAAAAUUAUUAACUUCGACGUCUAAUGAUUUUCAAAAUCAAUUUUCAUCAAUUAAUCUUACAACUAAAUCUAUUACAGAUACUACAGAUGAAAAACUUCUUCGAGAAAAAAUCCUUGGUUCAAGUGACAUAAAUCAUUCAAUGUUGAGUCGUUUUAAAUUUAUUAAUCCACCAAAACCAGUUUGUAAUUAUCCAAAAUAUACACAACAAUUCAUGAUAAUUGUUGUUCUUUCACGUGGAAUUAAUUUUGAUUAUCGUCAAGUAAUUCGUGCGACAUGGGGUCGAAAUGGAAAAUAUAAAAACUAUAAUAUCUUUAUACAAACAAUAUUUUUUGUUGGAACAGAUGAUACUGUACAGUUAGCUGUACGAAACGAACAAGCAAUGUUUAAUGAUGUAGUUGAAAUGAAUAUACCAGAAAAUUAUCCAUUUGUCGCUCAUAAAGAAUUAGCAUCUUUACUAUGGACACGUUAUUAUUGUCCAUUAGCACGUAUUAUAUUUCGUGCUGAUGAUGAUAUAUUACUUGAUACAUUUUUAUUAUUAAAUUAUAUUCAACAUACAUUAAAUCUGGAUGCUAAAGAUGGUUUACAUGGUUGGUUUCGUUUUAAUAAUACAGUACAUCGGGCAGAUAAAUGGGCUGUUACUAAACUUGAAUAUCAACCAAAAAUAUAUCCACCGUAUACAUUUGGUAUAAGUUACCUUUUUUCAAAUGUAUCAUGUCAACGCUUAAUAAAUGCAGCUAAUCAUCCUAAUCAUCAAAUAAUACGUAUAGGCGAUGCGUAUAUAACAGGUAUUCUACGUGAUUUAGCAAAUAUACCAUUUUAUGAUUUUGAAAAUCUUCAAUAUGCGUAUACAUUUUAUACAGAAAUUCCAUGUGAUAAUUAUUUUGAAACUAAAUCUGAUUUAUUACUUUGUAUGUCAAAAUUACAUAUAGGACAACGUGGUGAUCCAUAUGAAUUUUAUGAUAUUUGGGAAAUUAUUUUAGCUAAACAUAAUAGAUCAAUGUUAAAUAUUUGA
Messenger RNA from Adineta steineri, 1131 nucleotides. The record is from the annotation of a GenBank genome assembly. NCBI's taxonomy places the organism in Eukaryota, Metazoa, Rotifera, Eurotatoria, Adinetida, Adinetidae.